GGAUGAGACCACAGGAGCAUCUGAGCAGCGACUUUAAGGAGCUUCAACAGAGAGCCACUGACCGAAAAAAAAGGAAAGAAAGCACUCAAAAGGAAAAGAAGGAACUUCAAUAUGAAGAAUCACAAGAAGCUGCAGUAGGGGAGAUACUCAAGGAAACCAUCUAGAAAGGUAGAAGUUAGUGUAGCAGCAGCUGUUCCGACCGCUGAGGAUUUUGUGGGGCAUUUUCUUUUCUUCUCGUUUUGACAGAAAAUCCCCCUCCAGAAGAAAGACAUGUCUCUGGAGGUGAAGGAGAAGACGCAGGUGCGCCUCGUCUUUCUGGGAGCAGCAGGAGUGGGCAAGACGGCCCUGAUCCAACGCUUCCUCCAAGACACGUUUGAGCCCAAGCACCGGCGCACGGUGGAGGAGCUGCACAGCAAGGAGUACGACAUCGGCGGGGUCAAGAUCACGGUGGAGAUCCUGGACACCAGCGGCAGCUACUCCUUCCCGGCCAUGCGCAAGCUCUCCAUCCAGAACAGCGACGCCUUCGCCCUGGUGUACGCCGUGGACGACCCCGAGUCGCUGGAGGCCGUCAAGACCCUCCGGGACGAGAUCCUGGAGAUCAAGGAGGACAAGAACACGCCGAUCGUGGUGGUGGGCAACAAGACGGACCGGGAGAAGGAGCGCCGGGUGUCCAACGAGGACGUGCUGUCCACCGUGGAGAUGGAGUGGAACAACAGUUACGUGGAGGCGUCGGCGAAGGACAACGUCAACGUGGUGGAGGUGUUCAAGGAGCUCCUGCAGCAGGCCAACCUGCCCAGCCGCCUCAGCCCCGCGCUGCGCAGACGCAGGGAGACCUUCCCCAAAGACCUCAACUUCCGCCCGCCCAUGAACAAGACCAACAGCUGCAUCCUGUCCUAAUGAUGACCGGCAAGAGGGAAAGAAGAAGAAGAAGAAUUAGUGGUGGUGUCCAGUCUCACGGAGGGACAGAAGACGGGAGCGCUGGGAGAAAGAGAUUAAAGGGGGAAAGAAGCCCGGACUAAGGUCAGCGGGGGGCGUCGAGUGCGAUAAGGGAUCGUGGCCCAGCAACACUUCAGUGUUCGAAACCUGAGAGGAGGUCAAUGGUACCGAGAGGUGACCUGAGCAGACUGCGAGUGGACGGAUGGAUGCAUUAAUUACUCAGCCGUUCAGUCAAUGUAAUGUUGUUGCUGCUUAUUUGGUGACAAGCUGCUAGUGUUUGGAUCAAUGUACCUUUCUGGGGUUUUUAAAUGUAAUUGUUCACUUAAAUCAAGAUGUGGAAUGUGGCUAACAGCUGACUGCGAACAGUACUGUGAGUGCGUAAAAAUAAAAUUGUGUAAUGUAAAUUGUUUUAAAUUUAAUAAUUCAGUGUAUGUAGCACAUGUUUGUUGUUUUUUUAUGCAAUAUCAAUUUUCCAUAAAGCGUUAUAUUACUUGUUUUUAAAAAACGUGUUGAAAUGAAAUAGAAUCUGUCGAUGCACUUGUGUUUUUCUUAACAAUCUUAGGUGUUUUUUUUUCUUGCUCAUCAUUUUUGUAUUUUCUUUUUUACAAUGCCAUACUGACAUGUUGUUUUGCUGGUUCUUUGAAGUUUGUAAAUUUAAUGUGGAUCCAACUAAUAAAAGAAAAAAAGGAUUUGAUGUAUGAAAAUA
Molecule: messenger RNA, 1642 nt
Organism: Gasterosteus aculeatus aculeatus (three-spined stickleback)
Lineage: Eukaryota; Metazoa; Chordata; Actinopteri; Perciformes; Gasterosteidae
Gene: rasd4
Product: rasd family member 4
Molecular function (GO): GTP binding; GTPase activity
Source: RefSeq, a predicted model, not a curated record